CACGGAAGUGGUCGUCGUCGCGGCGGCACCGGUGGGAGUAGGGCCCUGGGCUGGGAGUGCGGCUGGCGAGCGGACGGGCGGCGGAGGCCUCGCAGCGGCGGCGGCGGCUUAAGGCGCAGGCGUGGUUCGUUGGGUGUGAGUCCGCUGACCUCACGUGCAGGUCCUCAGCCCUCUCUCCUGCCCGUCGGAACCCGGGAGCAGGAACCCGCUUAGCCGGCGUCAUCAUGACCAAGGCCGGUAACAAGGGCGGGAACCUCCGCGACAAGCUGGACGGCAAUGAGCUGGACCUGAGUCUCAGCGACCUGAAUGAGGUCCCCGUCAAGGAGCUGGCUGCACUCCCAAAGGCCACCGUAUUGGAUCUGUCCUGCAAUAAACUGAGUACUCUUCCGUCGGAUUUCUGUGGCCUCACACACCUGGUGAAGUUGGACCUGAGCAAGAACAAGCUGCAGCAGCUGCCUGCAGACUUUGGCCGCCUGGUCAACCUUCAGCAUUUGGAUCUCCUCAACAACAGGCUGGUCACCCUGCCUGUCAGCUUUGCUCAGCUCAAGAAUCUGAAGUGGCUGGAUCUGAAAGACAAUCCUCUGGAUCCUGUCCUGGCCAAGGUGGCAGGAGAUUGCUUGGAUGAGAAGCAAUGUAAGCAGUGUGCAAACAAGGUGUUACAGCACAUGAAGGCGGUGCAGGCGGAUCAGGAGCGAGAGCGGCAGCGCCGGCUGGAAGUGGAGCGAGAGGCAGAGAAGAAGCGAGAGGCCAAGCAGCAAGCUAAGGAAGCAAAGGAACGCGAGCUGCGCAAGCGGGAGAAGGCAGAGGAGAAGGAGCGCCGGCGAAAGGAGUACGAUGCCCAGAAAGCUUCCAAGCGAGAGCAGGAGAAGAAGCCCAAGAAGGAAACAAAUCAGGCCCCAAAACCUAAGUCUGGCUCUCGUCCUCGCAAGCCACCACCCCGAAAACAUACUCGCUCCUGGGUCGUGCUGAAGGUGCUGCUGCUGCUGCUGCUGAUCUGUGUGGCAGGAGGGCUAGUUGCAUGCCGGAUGACAGGGCUGCAACAGCAGCCCCUCUGCAGUAGGGUGAACACCAUCUACGACAAUGCCGUCCAGGGCCUGCGUCAUCACGAGAUCCUCCAGUGGGUCCUCCAGACCGACUCCCAGCAGUGAGCUUGUCCUCAGCACCGCUGCCUCCCAGCCUUGGAGCUUGGAUUCCUAUGGAAUUAGGUUCUGCUGGACACAACCUCUUUUUAGCGUCAGACCUACCUGCCAGCAUCAGAUGGCUGCUGACUGGUACUUGAGAUCUCCCCUUUGUAGGACUCUUUGUUCCUUAGUCAGGGUUCCCUGGUGGAAUGAGGAGAAAUGGAGAGGGGGGAGGAAGAGUUACCUGCAUGCCUAAGGAAUAGGCUUAGGGGCGGGGAGAGAAGACAUAGACUUUUCUAGUUACACAAAGCUAUGUAAGGCAAGGUUCCUUUCUACUAAAUGGUCAGCUGUCACUACAUUUAUACUUUUGUAUGUCACAAACCCUUCCUUUCAUUCCUCCCUGGGUAACCAGGACAGGUUGGAGGAUUAGGGAUACUUGGGCAAAUCUAGCCUAAGCUGUGAGGGUGAAGUAAUAUGUUUCCUUAAAGAUCUCAGACAUUUGAGCAUUUUAAUAACAUAAAAAAUGCCUGGCUGUGAAGGUCAUUUCACUGCCAUUGGUCCAGUGUAACCCUGAGGCAGAGCAGAAGAGGCCAUCCAUGACUUGACUACAGUGUUCUAGCUAGUCUAAAGCAGAACCCAACUCUCACUCGUUUUCUUCCUUUCCUUGAUGCCAUUUGGCCUCCUUGAUAAUACCCAAGAGAAUGAACUCACACCAGAACUGUCUCAGCCAAAGUGAGUCUUUCAUAAUAGACAAGUCUUGCCACCCACAAAUAGAUCUCAUACCACCAAGGCCCUAGGAAGCUCCUGUGGAAUUCUGCCUCAACUUAAACGGCUUCCUCAAAAUGGCAGCAGGCCAGUCUCCUUGCCUCAGUUAGAGCAUUAAGUCCCUGAUGGCCUGGAAGCGCAGAGGCAGGGCUACAAAGCUGCUUGGGGCGGGUCCACUAGAACUUGGUGUGAUGAAAUACCUCAGAGGCAGCCUAGAAACUUGACUUCAGAGCAGGUUUGGAGUUGAUUCUGGACCUGUAACAGAAGGGAAGGAAGCGGAAAAGUGGGAGCCAAAGGGAAAGAGUCACAUGGUGCUGUAGAGUGGUACACCGACAUCACUAGACAUUAGCACAGCACAGCAGCCCCGCCCACCUUCCUGCUGCACAGAGCAUUGUUGCCCCCCCCUUGUCUCUUCACAGCAGCUGGAUGACAGGAUCAGAAAUAACUGUGUCUUGGUGCUUAUCUGCUAAAAACUCCCCAACUGCAAGCUCCUCGCCGCUUCCCUAAGGGACCAAGUACCUGUCAUAGUUCAGAGAGUGUAGCUCUAAUGGCCCAUCUGGAUAGCUCUGCCACUCAAAACUGCCCUGACACUGGAAGAAAGGCCUUUGUUUUCUCCUCCCCCAGACAGCUCUGCCGUGUAGCUCACCCUACUCAGAAUCACUACACAUUCCUUAGUCUUCCUCCAAGCUCCAGAGCCAUUGGUACAAAUGCUUUAUUGAGACGAAAAUACAUACUACACAUGGUGACAUCAUGAAAACAGAAGUCAGUCUAGUCAUAGUUCCCUGGCUGGUUGAGGCAGCUCAGUGGCUGAGCCUAGUCAAGCCAACCUGCAGGCAAGAGUUCACUCUGACUUCGAGAUUUGAUGAUUAUUCUUUGGAUUUCUACGAUUAUUAAAUCCAUGUCCGAGUGGUC
Molecule: messenger RNA, 2798 nt
Organism: Mesocricetus auratus (golden hamster)
Lineage: Eukaryota; Metazoa; Chordata; Mammalia; Rodentia; Cricetidae
Gene: Lrrc59
Product: leucine rich repeat containing 59
Exons: 7
Coding region: 225-1148 (307 amino acids)
Molecular function (GO): protein binding
Source: RefSeq, a predicted model, not a curated record